This is a messenger RNA of Felis catus (domestic cat), 1337 nucleotides long. RefSeq names its product prostaglandin reductase 2 (gene PTGR2). Gene Ontology annotation, biological process: prostaglandin metabolic process. The record is from RefSeq and is a predicted model, not a curated record. The transcript has 10 exons. Lineage: Eukaryota; Metazoa; Chordata; Mammalia; Carnivora; Felidae. Bases 186 to 1241 code for a protein of 351 amino acids. Gene Ontology annotation, molecular function: 15-oxoprostaglandin 13-reductase [NAD(P)+] activity.
GCCUAGGUCACUAUGUAGCAGGGUUCUCGCAUAGAGUCGUGACACCACGGCUUUUCUUAACAGGAAGCAACUUUAUUCCUGCCGGCACUGCUCAGUUGGGCUUGUACCCGAAGAGCUGAGCUCCGAAUGCCACCCGGUGAGUUGCUCUAUACAGAAGUCUUGUGAGACCACUGUGCAGCAAGGUGAUGAUUAUACAAAGAGUGGUAUUGAAUUCCCGACCGGGAAAAAAUGGUAAUCCAGUGGCAGAAAAUUUCCGAAUAGAAGAAGUAAAUUUACCAGAUAAUAUCAAUGAAGGACAAGUACAAGUGAGAACUCUUUAUCUUUCUGUGGAUCCUUACAUGCGUUGCAGAAUGAAUGAAGACACUGGCAGUGAUUAUAUAACACCUUGGCAGCUGUCUCAAGUGGUUGAUGGUGGAGGUAUUGGGAUUGUAGAAGAAAGCAAACACGUACAUUUUACUAAAGGCGAUUUUGUGACUUCUUUCUAUUGGCCCUGGCAAACCAAGGUUAUUCUGAAUGGAAACAGCCUUGAGAAGGUAGACCCACAGCUUGCGAAUGGACACCUUUCAUACUUUCUUGGAGCUAUAGGUAUGCCUGGUUUGACUUCCUUGAUUGGGAUACAGGAGAAAGGUCAUAUAACUGCUGGAUCUAAUCAGACAAUGGUUGUUAGUGGGGCUGCUGGUGCUUGUGGAUCCUUGGCUGGGCAGAUUGGCAAUUUGAUGGGCUGUUCCAGAGUGGUGGGAAUUUGUGGAACACAGGAGAAGUGCCACCUUCUGACCUCAGAACUUGGCUUUGAUGCUGCAAUUAAUUAUAAAAAGGGGAAUGUGGCAGAACAGCUCCGUGAAUUUUGUCCAGCUGGAGUGGAUGUUUACUUUGACAAUGUUGGUGGUGACAUCAGUGAUACAGUGAUAAGUCAGAUGAAUCAGAACAGCCAUAUCAUCCUGUGUGGUCAGAUUUCUCAGUACAACAAAGAUGUGCCUUAUCCUCCUCCACUACCCCCUGCUGUAGAAGCAAUCCAAAAAGAAAGAAACAUCACAAGAGAAAGAUUUCUGGUGUUAAACUAUAAGGACAAAUUUGAGUCUGGCAUUCUACAGCUGAGUCAGUGGUUUAAAGAAGGAAAGCUAAAGAUUAAAGAGACUGUGGUAAAUGGAUUGGAAAACAUGGGAGUUGCAUUCCAGUCCAUGAUGACAGGAGGUAACAUCGGAAAGCAGAUAGUUUGCAUUUCAGAAGAAACCUCUUUGUAAUAUGUAUAAGCAUCUUCAUCAAGGAAAUACACAGAUUUCUUUCCAUUUUACUCAAAGAUUUUUAAGAUAUUUCAUAAAAAAAAAUCUUAGACUACA